This is a messenger RNA of Chroicocephalus ridibundus (black-headed gull), 1527 nucleotides long. RefSeq names its product tetratricopeptide repeat domain 5 (gene TTC5). The record is from RefSeq and is a predicted model, not a curated record. Gene Ontology annotation, molecular function: protein binding. Lineage: Eukaryota; Metazoa; Chordata; Aves; Charadriiformes; Laridae.
GGGGGGACGGCGACGAGAGGCGCUGAAGAAGUUGGAGGAGCUGGUGACGGAGCUGCUCCACUUCCGCGAUGGCCUCCCCCCCGCCCCCGAGGGGGACCCCGGGGACCCCCCUGACCCCGAUGAGCCCCCCCCGGGACCCCCCCCGGGACCCCAAAACCCGCUCCCCCCCCCCCCCCCCCCCGCCGGGACCCCCUGGAGGAGGCCAUGGAGGAGACGCUGCGGCGCAUGGAGGCCGUGCAGGUGUCCCCCGCGGGCCGGGGCCGGGCGCUGGUGCUGGUGGGGCGAGCCUUGGGGGUCUGCCCCACGGCGUGGGGCCGGGCGGAAGAGGCCUUGAGUCGGGCUCUGAAACUGGAGCCGGGGCUGGGCCGGGCCUGGAUCCAACUGGGGGAGCUCAAGUGGCGCCGGGGGACCUGGAGGGGGCCCCGGGCCUGCUUCGGGGGGGCCCUGCAGCACGGGGAGGAGGCGGAGGGCCGGCGGCUGCUGUCGAUGGCGCUGCGGGCGGGGGGCGCGGGGGGGGACCUGCGCGAGAGCCUGGCGCAGGCCGAGGCCGCCGUCCGCUGCGACCCAGACGGACGCUCCUGGUACGUGCUGGGCAACGCCUACGUCUCCCUCUUCUUCGCCGGGGGGCAGAGCCCCGACGCCGCCCGCCGCGCCCUGGGGGCCUACGCCCAGGCCGAGCGGGUGGACCCGGCGGCAGCCAAUAACCCGGACCUGCACCUCAACCGCGCCACCCUGCUGCAGUACCAGGAGCGGUUCGGGGCGGCGCUGGAGGGGCUGGGCCGGGCGGCGGCUCUCAGCCCCGGGUGGGCGGAGCCCCGGCGGAGGCAGAACCAAUUGCUGCGCUUCCUGGGCGCCCUCUGCGGGCUGCUGGCCAAUGGGGGCAAUCUCCGGGGCAAGCGCCGGCGGGGGCUGUCGGGGCCCCUCCCCCCGUCCCUGCUGGGCCCGUUGGGGGGCGUGGCCGAGGCGGGAGGGGGCGUGGCCCAGGGGGGCGUGUCCCCCCUCCGCCCCUCCCCCCUCCCCGCCCUCCGCCCCGGGCCCAACCCCCACCGCGUCCUGCUGGGCCGCGUCCUCUUCACCCUCGUCCCCCCCGGGGGGGUCCCCUACGCGGUGGGGCUGCGGGACGGGGGGGGGGCGGUGGCGGCCGUCACCGUGUACAACGCGGCGCCCGGCUGGGGCCUGGCCGAGGGGGACGCCCUGGCCCUGCCCGAGCCCCUCCUGCGCCAGCACCAGCUCUGCCACCAGGGACAGACGUUCUCCUUCACGGGGAUCCGCGUGGCCUCGCCGCUGUCGCUGGUCGUUAACGGGCGCCGCGUCCCCCCUCGGCGCUGGCCCCCCCCCGCCUGGCGCUGCUCACCCCGCCCGGGCCCGCGCCCCAGCCCCCGGGCGGCAAUUAGGGCCCGGGGGUAAUUAGCCCCCCCCAAGGGGUAAUUAGGCCCCAAGGGGGUAAUUACCCCCCCCCUCCUGGAUACUAAUUAACCCCCGUCCCCGGGGCUAAUUACCCCCCCCCCCGCCCCCGUUGUUAAUAAA